Molecule: messenger RNA, 96 nt
Organism: Fusarium proliferatum ET1
Lineage: Eukaryota; Fungi; Ascomycota; Sordariomycetes; Hypocreales; Nectriaceae
Exons: 3
Coding region: 1-96 (31 amino acids)
Source: RefSeq, a predicted model, not a curated record
AUGCGCACCUGCCAAAUGGUGUCAUCAUUGAGCACCUUCUAUGCAUCAGGUGUCGUUAUCCCUGAGAAUGAACCGGGCAUCGAGGUGACCUACUAA